AGAUUAUGCAAUCGUAGAUAAUAUGCUGGUCUAGGCCGGGUCGGAGAUCAUGUGGUACUCUCUUAACCGUCGCGGUGAUAUGGCUUCUAAGCCCUAAGACUCGCGAGACGCAGUGAUUCGCUGAAACGCAAACAGGACGGCCGUUUAUAUGGUAUAAACAUGGAGUUUGUAUCUGUAUGCCUAGUGUUGAUGGUUGCAGUUCUACAUGGAGGUGUGUUAUCAGUAUCAACAGAAAAUAAUAACAAUGAAAAAGAAGUUGCAUUAGAAACUUUAUCAAGUGUUUCUAAAAGACAAACAAAUUUCCGAAAUAAUAAUUUCAACCAACCACAAAUUCCACAAGAAUAUUUUGAAUAUACUCAACAAGCAAAUUAUGAUAGCAAUUUAGCACCGGAACAAUCACAAUUUGAACAACAAAAUAUACAACAGCAAAUUUUUGUACAAGGAUUACCAUCUGAUGUAUUUCCCCCAACUACUACGACGACAAUAUCUCCAUUCACUGCUGAACAAAUUCGAUUGCAAGGAGAGUAUUCGAGGAGGACACUAGUUGAACAGCAAACAGCGCUAAUUAAAUCUCGACAGAAGAUUUUAGCCCAACCACCUCCAACUCAGUUUCAAAUUCAACCUUCACCAAUCUCCGAACAACAGGUGCGACAGCCACUGCAAUUUAUAGAUCAAAAUGGGCAAGUACGUCAACAAAACUUAGGGCUACUACAACAAAAUUUUGCUCCUCAACAACAAGAUUUAGUGUCGCAACAACAAUCCGUUGUGCCUGUUCCAAGUGAUGAACCGUUUUCAUAUGCACAAGUCCAAUUUGGUCCAGUGACUAAGCAAGCGGAAACAGUUGUUAGUCGAUCAAAAGGUCAAAGAUCUGUCUCGAGACCCAGAAUAAACUAUGCAGUAGAACCUGCUACUCAACAAACAGUAGAUUACCCAGCAAUAGCUGCAGUAAAUCCUGUACAGUUUAAUAGCCGUCUACUUCAAAACGUAGUUUAUAUCCAGCCUAAUGGUCAGAUGAAUAAACCGAUUGAAGAUACCGAGCAAGUAGUACAGAUUCCGCGAAAGAAUAACCAUUAUCAGACGAUAUCAGACGUAACUUCCAAUCCCGCGACCAGCGCCACGUCCAUCACGUCGUCAACUACUACUGUGGAUCCAGUUGAAGAAGAGCAAGUUAUAUUAAUUCCUCGGCCCAAGAAACCCAAUCAAAGGCCCAGGAAUGAAAGCAGAAAAUUGAGUAGAGUACAACAACAGGCAGUGAGAACUGAAAAACCUCAGCAGCAACAAAACCAACAACAACAACAACAACAACAACAACAACAACAGUCAUUCGAAGUGGAACCGGAUAAUUUUUUAACGUCGCUCUUAUCUAGGUUUCAGCAGACACAACCAGAGACGACAGUCGCUACUUUGCCUAAGUCGAGAGGUGGUACCAGACCGAAAAGCGGAAACCGUUCUGGUACAACCAAGUAUUUACCGGACAGAAAUCAGUUGCAGCUAUUGCAAUUUCCACAUGAGCUCAAGGCGUUGAGCAGCGCUGAACUUAAAGCGUUGGAAGAUUCGAGCGCGCAGAUUACUGCUGCAAACGACAAGUCUGUUGGUCAGAAACAACUGUUUAGAAAUACUCCGGUUACCAGUACUGUACAACCUUCUCCAUCACCGUCCUCCGUACAACUCAACGAACGAUUUAUCCUCGGAAACAGACCAGUUCCCACGCCCGUCGAACUCAACGAACAACAGCGUCAGUUUCUUGCAGCUCAAGGUAUCCGUCACUUGUACCGAGUGGAUUACGACGAAUCUGGAAAUGAGUUGCCACUGACUUAUGUAUUAGCACUGGAUAAUCGGCCUAAACUAGCAGAGCUAAAACAGAAACUCUAAACCUACUCAUAAAAUAUAAAUGCUUCAAAAAGUGCCUAUUUAUGUAUUAAGAGUGUUGUAAGUUAUCAUUAU
Melanaphis sacchari is the source of this 1944-nucleotide messenger RNA. Its product is annotated as putative mediator of RNA polymerase II transcription subunit 26. Lineage: Eukaryota; Metazoa; Arthropoda; Insecta; Hemiptera; Aphididae. The record is from RefSeq and is a predicted model, not a curated record. The transcript has 4 exons. The coding region runs from base 160 to 1872 and encodes 570 amino acids.